Boleophthalmus pectinirostris (great blue-spotted mudskipper) is the source of this 2022-nucleotide messenger RNA. Its product is annotated as aldehyde dehydrogenase family 3 member A2-like. Bases 103 to 1584 code for a protein of 493 amino acids. Gene Ontology annotation, molecular function: aldehyde dehydrogenase (NAD+) activity. Gene Ontology annotation, biological process: aldehyde metabolic process. The record is from RefSeq and is a predicted model, not a curated record. The transcript has 11 exons. Gene Ontology annotation, cellular component: cytoplasm. NCBI's taxonomy places the organism in Eukaryota, Metazoa, Chordata, Actinopteri, Gobiiformes, Gobiidae.
AAUGGGCGACGCGAACCUUGGGGCGUGCGGCUAAAGUUUACAACACAGUCAUAAGAACGAAACGAGACUUUUCUUACUUUUUGGUGCACGAUUUAACAUUUCAUGGACAUGUCCCGGGAGGCGCUGGUGGUGCAGAGGGCGCGAGAGGCCUUCAGGACGGGCAGAACUCGACCGCUGGAGUUCAGGAAACAACAGCUGAGGAACCUGCUGAAGUUUGUGACGGAGAGAAAGAGCGAGAUCGCAGACGCCCUGAAGAAAGACCUGGGCAAAAGUGAGCAGAGCACAGAGUUGUUUGAGACUCUGGGCUGUGAGGAGGAGAUCCACGUGGCUCUGGAUCACCUGUGCGAGUGGGCGUCUCCUCGUCCGGUGGAGAGGACUCUUCUGACGCUCCAGGACCAGGUCUUCGUCCAGCCUCAGCCCCUGGGCCUGGUGCUGAUCAUCGGGGCCUGGAACUACCCGUGGGCCGUGACCCUGCAGCCGCUGGUGGGAGCCAUCGCCGCAGGAAACGCGGCGGUGAUAAAACCGUCUGAGCUGAGCUGUCACUCGUCUGAGGUCAUGGCCGAGCUGCUGCCCCAGUAUCUGGACCAGGACUUGUACCCGGUGGUCCCUGGAGGUGUGGCAGAGACUCAGGAGCUGCUGCGUCAGCGUUGGGAGCACAUCUUCUUCACGGGCAGCACCUCCGUGGGACGACAGGUGAUGCUGGCGGCGGGUGCGCACCUGACGCCCGUCACCCUGGAGCUGGGGGGGAAGAGCCCCUGUUACGUGCACCCGGACUGUGACCUGUCAGUCGCCUGUCGGAGGAUCACGUGGGGGAAGUUUGUAAACUGUGGUCAGACGUGUAUCGCUCCAGAUUAUGUUCUGUGUGAACCCAGUGUCCAGGACCGAGUGGUGGAGGAGAUACGCAAAUGCAUCAAGGAGUUUUACACAGAAAACCCUCAGAGCUUUAAAGAUUACGGCCGCAUCAUAAACCAGAGGCACUUCCAGAGAAUCGUGGGUCUGAUGGAGGGCGGGGCCGUGGCGGUGGGCGGAGACUACGACGAGAAGGACCGCUACAUCAGUCCCACGGUGAUGAAGGACGUGUCUCCAGACGCUAAGAUCAUGCAGGAGGAGAUCUUCGGUCCUGUUCUGCCCAUUCUCCCGGUCCGAGGAGUGGACGACGCCAUUCAGUUCAUCAACGAUCGAGAGAAGCCGCUGGUCAUCUACGUCUUCACCAAGGACAAGAAGCUCAUUCAGAGGAUGAUCUCAGAGACGUCCAGCGGAGCUCUUCUGGCCAACGACUGUCUGGUCCACUUCACGGUGUCCACGCUGCCCUUCGGAGGAGUGGGUAACAGCGGCAUGGGCAGUUACAAAGGAAAGCACACGUUUGACCGCCUGAGUCACCUGAGGAGCUGCCUCAUCAAGUCUCUGAGCCUGGAGGCCGUCAACAGGAUGCGCUACCCGCCCCACACCCACCGCAAGAACCACUGGGCUCGACGGCUCCUCCUGCAGGUCACGCUGAGGCGGCUGAGGCGCUUCACUCUCUUCAGUCUGCUCGUGGGGCUGGCCGCCUUCGUCGUACAGAGGUUCCUGCUCAGAUCGGCCUGAAGCUCGAUUCUGGUCCACGGCAUUUCAAAUCAGUUUCACGUCCUGCACAUUUCAGUUUCAUUUUAGGGUUUUUAUGUUAAUUCACAUUUUACCCAAUUUAAAAUAAGUGUUACUACUUUUAUGUAGAUUUGCUGCUUAAUAAUGCAAUAGUACGGCACGUUUUUAUAACUUUUUAAAAAUCCCUUAAUUACGGAAGCCGGGAGGACGCAAACGCAAAUGCCGCAGCAUAUACAAACUCAACAACACAAAUGCAAAUGCCACAACACAACAAAAAGCCACAACAAACCAAAAAAAGCCACAACAGAAAUGACCGCGGGACUCUAUUUUAAUGCAAAAGCCACAACGAAUACAAAUGCCACAACACAACAAAAAGCUGCAACACAACAAAAAGCCGCAACACAACAAAAAGCCACAACUACAACAAAACGCCACAACACA